This is a messenger RNA of Leptopilina boulardi, 506 nucleotides long. RefSeq lists its product as uncharacterized. The transcript is spliced from 4 exons. The coding region runs from base 1 to 396 and encodes 131 amino acids. The record is from RefSeq and is a predicted model, not a curated record. NCBI's taxonomy places the organism in Eukaryota, Metazoa, Arthropoda, Insecta, Hymenoptera, Figitidae.
AUGGCUGGAAAUGCGGAAAACAGCAGAGAAUUUAUGGAGAGGUUUAAGAUUUUGUUAGUUUUUACAGCAAGAGCUGUAGGAGGGGUGGUUUCCGCUGUGUGUUCCCACACCGGUAUUAGAUACCGCUUUACGAUUGAAGAGGACGGAUGGCAUUGGUAUAAGGCCAAUGAAUAUGAAGGUGCAAGCGAUGCUGAUGAUGAGCGCGGUGAGGAGGAAAGGAUAACGGUCGGGUGCAAUAUUGCAGCCCGCGAUCGCAGCCCCGGCUCAUCACGCCCGCCCAGUCAGGAGCACAUCUUGCCCCCCACAUUGGAGGAACCGGUAGGUGAAGAUUGGCCUGAAGAGAAUGGCCUGGCAGGUGAUGAUCUGCCUAUAACAGGUAGGAUAUUGUUAACGUAAAGCCCAUACGUGUAUAAAUUUUAGACAUGCAUAUUAAUACUUUAAUUUUUAUAGAUCGAGCUGAUCAAGAUGUUACAUCUCCGGAUGUAAGUGACAUUGAGUCACGAAAU